AUGGAAAAAUAUUCACCGCCUCGAGCCACUGCUGAACUUCUCACUCGCUGCAUCCAAUUUGAGCCGCACCCUAAUGCAGACCCUAAUGCAGACCCUAAAGCAGACCCUAAUGCAGACCCUAAUGCAGACCCUAAUGCAGACCCUAAAGCAGACCCUAAUGCAGACCCUAAUGCAGACCCUAAUGCAGACCCUAAUGCAGACCCCAAUGCAGACCCCAAUGCAGACCCCAAAGCACACCCUAAUGCAGACCCUAAUGCAGACCCUAAUGCAGACCCUAAUGCAGACCCCAAUGCAGAACCUAAUGCAGACCCUAAUGCAGACCCUAAUGCAGACCCCAAUGCAGAACCUAAUGCAGACCCUAAUGCAGACCCUAAUGCAGACCCUAAUGCAGACCCUAAUGCAGACCCUAAUGCAGACCCUAAUGCAGACUCUAAUGCAGACCCUAAUGCAGACCCUAAUGCAGACCCCAAUGCAGACCCUAAUGCAGACCCUAAUGCAGACCCUAAUGCAGACCCUAAUGCAGACCCUAAUGCAGACCCUAAUGCAGACCCCAAUGCAGACCCUAAUGCAGACCCUAAUGCAGACCCUAAUGCAGACCCUAAUGCAGACCCCAAUGCAGACCCCAAUGCAGACCCUAAUGCAGACCCUAAUGCAGACCCCAAUGCAGACCCUAAUGCAGACCCUAAUGCAGACCCUAAUGCAGACCCUGAUGCAGACCCCAAUGCAGACCCUAAUGCAGACCCUAAUGCAGACCCUGAUGCAGACCCUGAUGCAGACCCUAAUGCAGACCCUAAUGCAGACCCUGAUGCAGACCCUAAUGCAGACCCUAAUGCAGACCCUAAUGCAGACCCCAAUGCAGACCCUAAUGCAGACCCUAAUGCAGACCCCAAUGCAGACCCUAAUGCAGACCCUAAUGCAGACCCUAAUGCAGACCCUAAUGCAGACCCCAAUGCAGACCCUGAUGCAGACCCUAAUGCAGACCCUAAUGCAGACCCUAAUGCAGACCCCAAUGCAGACCCUAAUGCAGACCCUAAUGCAGACCCUAAUGCAGACCCUGAUGCAGACCCUAAUGCAGACCCUAAUGCAGACCCUAAUGCAGACCCCAAUGCAGACCCUAAUGCAGACCCUAAUGCAGACCCUAAUGCAGACCCUAAUGCAGACCCUAAUGCAGACCCCAAUGCAGACCCCAAUGCAGACCCUAAUGCAGACCCUAAUGCAGACCCUAAUGCAGACCCCAAUGCAGACCCCAAUGCAGACCCCAAUGCACACCCCAAUGCACACCCUAAUGCAGACCCUAAUGCAGACCCUAAUGCAGACCCUAAUGCAGACCCUAAUGCAGACCCUAAUGCAGACCCUAAUGCAGACCCCAAUGCAGACCCUAAUGCAGACCCCAAUGCAGACCCCAAUGCAGACCCUAAUGCAGACCCUAAUGCAGACCCCAAUGCAGACCCUAAUGCAGACCCCAAUGCAGACCCUAAUGCAGACCCUAAUGCAGACCCCAAUGCAGACCCCAAUGCAGACCCUAAUGCAGACCCUAAUGCAGACCCCAAUGCAGACCCUAAUGCAGACCCUAAUGCAGACCCUAAUGCAGACCCUAAUGCAGACCCCAAUGCAGACCCUAAUGCAGACCCUAAUGCAGACCCCAUUGCAGACCCUAAUGCAGACCCUAAUGCAGACUCUAAUGCAGACCCCAAUGCAGACCCUAAUGCAGACCCUAAUGCAGACCCUAAUGCAGACCCCAAUGCAGACCCUAAUGCAGACCCUAAUGCAGACCCCAAUGCAGACCCUAAUGCAGACCCUAAUGCAGACCCUAAUGCAGACCCUAAUGCAGACCCCAAUGCAGACCCUAAUGCAGACCCUAAUGCAGACCCUAAUGCAGACCCUAAUGCAGACCCCAAUGCAGACCCCAAUGCAGACCCUAAUGCAGACCCUAAUGCAGACCCUAAUGCACACCCUAAUGCAGACCCUAAUGCAGACCCUAAUGCAGACCCCAAUGCAGACCCUAAUGCAGACCCUAAUGCAGACCCCAAUGCAGACCCUAAUGCAGACCCUAAUGCAGACCCUAAUGCAGACUCUAAUGCAGACCCCAAUGCAGACCCCAAUGCAGACCCUAAUGCAGACCCCAAUGCAGACCCUAAUGCAGACCCUAAUGCAGACCCUAAUGCAGACCCUAAUGCAGACCCCAAUGCAGACCCCAACGCAGACCCUAAUGCAGACCCUAAUGCAGACCCCAAUGCAGACCCUAAUGCAGACCCUAAUGCAGACCCUAAUGCAGACCCUAAUGCAGACCCCAAUGCAGACCCUAAUGCAGACCCUAAUGCAGACCCCAUUGCAGACCCUAAUGCAGACCCCAAUGCAGACCCUAAUGCAGACCCUAAUGCAGACCCUAAUGCAGACCCCAAUGCAGACCCUAAUGCAGACCCUAAUGCAGACCCCAAUGCAGACCCUAAUGCAGACCCUAAUGCAGACCCUAAUGCAGACCCCAAUGCAGACCCUAAUGCAGACCCUAAUGCAGACCCUAAUGCAGACCCUAAUGCAGACCCUAAUGCAGACCCCAAUGCAGACCCUAAUGCAGACCCUAAUGCAGACCCCAAUGCAGACCCUAAUGCAGACCCUAAUGCAGACCCUAAUGCAGACCCUAAUGCAGACCCUAAUGCAGACCCCAAUGCAGACCCUAAUGCAGACCCUAAUGCAGACCCUAAUGCAGACCCUAAUGCAGACCCUAAUGCAGACCCUAAUGCAGACCCCAAUGCAGACCCUAAUGCAGACCCUAAUGCAGACCCCAAUGCAGACCCUAAUGCAGACCCCAAUGCAGACCCUAAUGCAGACCCUAAUGCAGACCCCAAUGCAGACCCUAAUGCAGACCCUAAUGCAGACCCUAAUGCAGACCCUAAUGCAGACCCUAAUGCAGACCCCAAUGCAGACCCUGACUCCCCUCUCACCCACUCUCCUUAUUUCCUCCUCUCCAUCUUCCUCCUCUCUCGCCUCUCCCUCUCUCUCCCCUCACCCCUUCUGCUCUCCCCCCCCGCCCCCCCCCCCCCCCCCAGCCCCAGGGCACAGACCAGACCCCCCCACAACCUAAAGUCCACCUGCCCAAAUGUAUGUUUAAAACAACUAUAA
Molecule: messenger RNA, 3120 nt
Organism: Knipowitschia caucasica
Lineage: Eukaryota; Metazoa; Chordata; Actinopteri; Gobiiformes; Gobiidae
Source: the annotation of a GenBank genome assembly